UGCUAUGCAGAGCUCCUUCCCAGGCCGCACUUCUUUUCAUCCAGCUGCCAGCUAGACAAUGAAUCACGACACGACUCUUGAAUAACCGGAGCGAUGCAUCCCACUGUGUACCCGCUGAUCCCUCCAGAAGCGGAAGAUUAUGAAGGGCAAGCGGCACGGUUAAUACUUCCCGCAACAAAUUUAUCUGAAUCAGGGGAAACUACAACUCCCAUCAUACAUGUCGAGAAAUAAGCAGGAAGGAAAUAAUUGCAAGGCCGUCGCUUUCGGAAACGAGUGCUUCCAACAGGGAGACUAGAGCUCUCAACACGCCAAGGCAGUCAUGUCCAACAAGGAAGUCAAAGCAGCAUUGAAAAGUGCCAGAGAUGCUAUAAGAAAUAAAGAGUACAAAGAAGCACUGAAAUACUGCAAGGCUGUAUUGAAACAGGAGAAAAAUAACUACAAUGCCUGGGUAUUUAUUGGUCUGGCAGCUGCUGAGCUGGAACAACCUGAUCAAGCCCAAGGUGCCUACAGAAAGGCUGCUGAACUUGAACCAGGACAGUUGCUGGCAUGGCAGGGCUUAGCAAAUUUGUAUGAAAAAACAAAUCAUACAGAUGUUGGAGAGGAUUUGGUUACUGUUUACCAGAAACUCCUGGAACUCUAUGAAAGCACUGAUAAACAGAAAUGGUGUGAAGUUUGUAGAAAGCUUGUGGAACUGUAUCAGCGAGAGAAAAAAUACAUCCAGGUGGCUCGAACUUGGCACAAGCUAAUAAAAAUAAGACAGGAAGAAGGUGCAGAUAAAGCUGAGCUUCAUCAGUUAUGGAAGAAAUUGGUCCAGUUACUGGAAGAAGGCACGCAUCUCCAGGAUAAUGAAACACGGCAAUUGCUCCUUAAUGCAUUUGAAGAGGCAGUGAAUUCAUCAGACCCAAUUCCAAGUGAAGAGCAUCAAAAGAUUUACAGAGAGUUAAUUCAGUGUUUGUCAAAAUUUCCUCAUGAGUCUUUUAGACUGAAGAAGGCUUGUGAAGAUAUGAUGGCUUUGUAUCCUGCUGUGGGUUAUCCCCUGGAAGUUCUUUGCUUAGGUUUCAUACAGUCAGGCAGUUUCACUGAGGAGGCCCUGAAUUGUUGUCGGAAGCUGUUGGAUAUUGACUCAAGAAGUGGCCCAGCCCUUAUUGGUUUAGGGAUUCAGUUUCUGCAAGAAAAAGAAUAUGCUGAAGCUGAAAAAAAGCUAAUGGAAGGUUUGCAGCAGACCAGCCAGUGUCCAGAAGCAUGGUGUUACUUAGGGAAGGUACAAGUGAAAAUGCAUAAAUUCCAAGGAGCUGUUCAUUCUUGCAAUCAAGCUUUGAAAAUACUGGGACAAUUUAAUGAAUCCAGUUCCAGCCAGCAACAGAAAAACCUUGCCCAUCGUUUCAAAGCAGUGGCCCUGAUUAAAAUUCCAGGUGUUGACUCUGCAAAAGAAGCCCUAAGUUCCCUCGAUCAGAUUUUGGAUAGUAACAAUGAUCCCAAACUUAUCGCUCUUAAAGGAGAGGCCUGUCUCAAUAAAGGACUAGCAGAUGAAGCUUUGAAGGUUUCACAAGAGCUUAAACAGACACAUCCUGAUCUGGCAGAAGCCCACUUCCUUGAAGGGUUGGUGUACUACAGACAAAAGAACUAUCAUCAAGCAGAAACAAGUUUCCAGCGAGCGAUUGAAAAAGAACCAGAAAUAGCUGACUUCCAUUUCUGUCUGGGCCUCACUUACUGGUUUAUGAGCGAAGAGACAAGAAAGGAUAAAUCCAAAGCUCUUACUCAAUUUCUAAAGGCAGCAAAGCUGGACAAUUACCUGGGAAGUGCUUUCCACUACUUAGGUCAAUACUACAGGGAUAUAGCCGGAGAUAAAAACAGAGCUCUUGGCUGCUAUAAAAAGGCUUUUGAAAAAGAUAAAGCAGAUGGAGAAGCUGGAGCAGCAGUAGUAGACUUAAGCAUUGAGCUUGGAGACUUGCAAACUGCCCUUGCCAUCUUGACAGAGGUAACAGAACAAGCCAGUGCUGGGAGAGCGAAGUGGGCCUGGCUUCGUCGUGGACUUUACUACCUGAGAGCUGGUCAACAUUCACAAGCAGUGGCAGAUUUGCAGGCAGCUCUGCGAGCAGAUCCAAAGGAUCCCAACUGUUGGGAAUCUCUAGGAGAAGCAUAUCUGAGCAGAGGGGGCUACACAACAGCGUUGAAGUCUUUCCGAAAGGCCAGAGAACUGAAUCCCAAGUCUAUAUAUAGUAUUUAUAAGGCUGCAGCAAUUGAACAGAUUCUAGGAAAAUAUAAAGACGCUAUUGCAGAAUAUCAGCAUAUCCUGAAGAAAUCAAAAGAUUAUGUCCCUGCAUUGAAAGGUCUGGGAGAGUGCUAUCUCAUGAUGGCAAAGAUUGCUCUUGUUGACUUUCUGGAUGGCAAAGCUCUGGACUACAUAGAAAAAUCUCUUGGUUUUUUAGCACGAGCAGCAAAGCAUCGUCCUGAAGUAUCUUGCCUUUGGAAAUUGCUGGGAGAUGCCUGUAGUAGUGCUUCUGUUAUUUCACCAUCCAAAGUGAAUGUGAAAGUUUUAGGAUUCCUUAUUGGUCAGAACACAGACAAAUGCGUGCUAAAGAAAAGUGAUCUGCUCAGUCUGGGAGGAAGGUGUUAUGGUAGAGGAUUAAAGCUGAUGUCCUCGCCAAAUACAUGGUGUGAUCUUGGGAUAAAUUACUAUAAUCAAGCACAGCACCUUACAGCAAUGGGCAGUAAUGAGAAUGAAAUUGGUGAACUGUUAGAGAAAUCUGUACAGUGUCUUAAAAAAUCUGUGAGGCUAGACAGUAAAAACCAUCUUUACUGGAACGUCCUUGGUGUGGUGGCCUGUUGCAAAGGUACAUCUCAAGGUGUUGGAAACUAUUCCCUUGCACAGCAUGCAUUCAUUAAAUCUAUUCAAGCUGAACAAAUUAAUGUUGUUGCCUGGACCAAUUUGGGAGCCCUAUACUUAACAACUGGAAACAUAGAGCAAGCACAUGAAGCCUUCAAAGUAGCCCAGUCCUUGGAACCUUCCUAUCUAACAUGUUGGAUUGGGCAGGCUCUCAUUGCAGAAACUGUAGGCAGCUAUGAAACUAUGGACCUCUACAGACAUACAACUGAACUCAGCAUGCAUACUGAGGGAGCAAAAGGUUAUGCCCACUGGGUGUGCUCAACCCUGCAGGAUAAAACCAACAGAAACACUGAACUGUAUAGAUACAAUAUUCUUCAGAUGAAUGCUAUUCCAGCAGCACAGAUUGCUCUGACCAAAUACACAGAAAGAAUCCAAGACGAUGCAUGUGCCUUCACAAUGCUUGGUUAUUUGAAUGAAUAUCUCCAACUAAAGAAGCAGGCGGCAGAUGCCUACCAAAGAGCUGUUCUACUGCUGAAAAAUUCUGAAGAUAAUGACAAAUACAGUAUAGCAAUGAGAAAUUAUGGCAGAUCACUUUGUGCUCUAGGUCAUUAUGAUGAUGCCAUCCAGGCUUACUUGUUGACUCAUCUCACAGAAUUUGAUGAUAUUGUAGGACUUGCCCAGGCUUACUUCAAGAAAGGACAUUUCCAAGAAAGUCAGAAGGCUUAUGAGAAAGCACUUUCCAUUGCUGAAAAUGAGCAAGACAAAGCAUAUGUUCUAACAGCCAUUGCAAUAAUGGAAUACAAGGAGAAUCAAGUGGAUGCUGCAAAAACCCUCUUAUUUAAGUGUUCUAUAUUACAGGAACCUAAUAUGGAAAGUCUGCAAGCUUUAUGCACUUUAGGGCUGAUAAAGCAGGAUGGUACACUUGCAACAGCAGCACUUAAAGAAUUAUUAAAGCAUGUAGAAAGAAAGGAUAACGUUUAUGAGAGGUGCCUUCUUACAUCAGCUGUCUUUGCAUUACAAGGCAGAAACCUGGCUGUUCAGAGACAAGUUUCUAAAGUUGUCCACAGCAACCCAGAUAAUCCUGCCCUGUGGUCUCUUCUGUCUCGACUGGUACCUCGGUAUACACCGCAAAAUGCAAAGGGUGGGGCUGUGGCAGGAACUGUUGCUCAUAUUCAUGAUUUAAACCAUGGAAAGAAAGCCUUGCUGAAUACUGCAGUUAAUCAGUUGGCAUUAGGAUGUCACACAGCUGAAAAUGAAAAGAACAAUGCACUGAAGAAUAUUCAAAAGGCAGCCCAUCUUUCUCCAGAUGAUCCUGCUGCUUGGGCUGUGCUCCUGGCUGCCUGUCAUGCUGAAAAUUCAAUUGUUUGUCUGCAUAAUACAGAGCCCAAGAGGACAAAUUUGGAAAAAAUGAUUGUACCGACAAUCUCAGCAAAAAUUAAAGACAAGGAUCUUCUACCUUCUUAUGCCCAAGCUCUUGAAGAAUGGUCUCUUUUCCAAGCUAUUACUGGCUUAAAUGAGACAGGAAGAACUUCAGAAGCUGAAGCUCUCUGUGCAAAGGGAUUAAAAUCUUUUCCAGAACAGCCGACUUUGUACUUGCUUUUAAGGCAAGUUCAGUGUAAACCACUUCUGUAUUCUCAAAAAGAGCUUCCUGAUGCCAUCUUGGAAGAGCUCCGAAAGGCAGUUAUGUCCAAUUCUACUUCAGUUACAGCUUGGCAUUGGUUAGCACAAGUGUACCAGUCACAGGGCAUGAUGCUGGCCGCAGAGAUGUGUUACCGAAAAAGUCUGCAACUGGCAUCUCAGCAAGGCAACUGGAGUGGGAAACUCUCUAGUCUACUAAGACUCGCUAAACUUGCCCUGGAAAUCUGCAUGGGUAAUAUUUCCAAUGAUCACUGGCCAUCCCUGGUUCAAGAAGCCACAACUGAAGCUUUGAAACUUGCCUUCUGUCCCUUGGCUGUUCUCUUACAGGCACUUCUACAGUACAACCGCAAAAUGGGGUCAAGAGAAACUCGUCGCAUGCUAGAAAGAGUGGUUUAUCAACCUGGGAAUCCAGAAACUGUAGUAUCAGUUGCCCGAUGGUAUCUCUUAAGACACUUAUAUGCCAAAAAUGAUUAUGAAUUAAUAGAUGUUCUGGUAGCAAAUGCCAAAGCUAACGGAGAUGUUCAAGCUUUGGAACUAGACAAGAAACUAUCAGCAGCAGCAUCCUAAUGUGAGCUUCAGUGCAGAGAUGGACAGACAGAAGGCUGACUCCAGAAGCCCCUGGCAACAACAUCUGCUUAGCAAUUGUUCUUUAAAAAUCAAGGUUCCUGUUUGUUAAACAAGUAACAUUAAUUUUCCAACAUAUUUAAAAAGGAAUCUGUCAUUAAACCAGUUGAAAUUUAGUUGAAAUUUGUUUUGUGCUCAACUUCAUCUACUUACUGCCUGAAAGAUUCCAGAAUUCUAUGGAUUUGGGAAGCACAAGGGCAGUGCUUUAUUGGCAUCUGCUAAGGUGCAGAAUAGAAUAAGUUUCUAUCAUUGAGAAACAAUAUUUUCAUGAGUUAUGCAAAAAUAUGCUGAGAAAUGAUCAACCUCAAUACUGUAGCAUGCGAAAGUAUAUCAGUAUCUCUCUUUUUUACCAUUUAGAGAUGAACCCAAUGCAGCUUCUCAGGCAAAGUAAAUAAUAUUAUGACUUGGUGAUGAUAAAGAUUAAAUCUAUGAUGUGUUGAAACACUUUGUACAAAAUGUUUGUAUUUUAGAAUUUGCAAUGCCACCUCUACAGUCCAGAAGCAUGUGAUGGUUGCCAUAAGACAUUGUUUUCAAUGUUCACCAUUUUCAUAUGAAAUUAAAAAUACAUUUACUGUGCUGUCCA
This is a messenger RNA of Rhineura floridana, 5672 nucleotides long. RefSeq names its product SKI3 subunit of superkiller complex (gene SKIC3). The record is from RefSeq and is a predicted model, not a curated record. NCBI's taxonomy places the organism in Eukaryota, Metazoa, Chordata, Lepidosauria, Squamata, Rhineuridae. Gene Ontology annotation, cellular component: Ski complex. Bases 320 to 5032 code for a protein of 1570 amino acids. Gene Ontology annotation, molecular function: protein binding. The transcript is spliced from 41 exons.